AUGGGCAGCAUCAACGACCACAUCCUCAUACCUCAGAUCGACAAGCUACUCGCCCGUGUCAAGCUCUACGUCGCUCAACAACACACCGAACCUACAAGCGAAUGGAAGCUAGACUUUCACGUUUAUGGAAAAGGUCAUUCUAGUCCCAUCGGACUUGGACAGCUCUUCAUCGUUGGCGAGGCACUAGCUUCGACUCAAAAGUUGGCAAAUAGCAUUGCUUCCAAGGCCAGAGUAGGCAUGAUUCACGCACCAUACCCUGGGCAAAAGGCUACAGCCGGUAACUUCGGAUUCGGUCUUGGCGGGCUUAUGGAGGUUGAGCUAGGCCCUUGUGCCGAAUUCUCUCUCUACCACCUCAUGGACCUGGAUCCCGGCGAGCAGCGUUUAUUCCCUGUCAACAGCAACAUGCCUCAGAAACUCGAAGGGCCGUUAUUGCGAGGCACCAUCUCCAGGAUCGGCAAGGGAUCGUCGAAGCUGAGAAACAAGAACUUGAUUGAGAUCGAAACUACUAUUGACCCGCGUUCUCAAGGUGCUGAACAUAUCGCACCCAGUCCGGACCAACCUAUCCAGGAUCCCAAGAUUCUUUCAGAUCUCUGUCGUAUUCUCCGUUCCAAGAAUGCCGGUCCAUAUGAAAUUACUAUAGAUGCGAUGUUCUCGUCAAAGACCAACUACGAUACGAUCAAAGCAUCCGGUAUUCUGUCAUCGAGUAAGGUAGCAAAUGCUAUUGGGAUCACCGAGGAGGACGUCAUAUGGAUUGGUUUCUUUGAUCCCGCAUUAUCCUUCAAGGUCACAAUUCCUAGAAUCAGAAUGGGAGUGAGAAAGUCGGCUGGUGGCUUCAUGGAGAACGAUAUACAUGGUUCGCAAGAGCAUAUUGGGCUUGCUAAUAUGAAGCUACCUGAGAACCUCUUUAGUCGUUAG
This is a messenger RNA of Fusarium graminearum PH-1, 915 nucleotides long. RefSeq lists its product as uncharacterized. The coding region runs from base 1 to 915 and encodes 304 amino acids. The transcript is spliced from 3 exons. NCBI's taxonomy places the organism in Eukaryota, Fungi, Ascomycota, Sordariomycetes, Hypocreales, Nectriaceae. The record is from RefSeq and is a predicted model, not a curated record.